Thamnophis elegans (Western terrestrial garter snake) is the source of this 1549-nucleotide messenger RNA. It is a transcript of the gene MXD3, whose product is annotated as MAX dimerization protein 3. Gene Ontology annotation, biological process: regulation of transcription by RNA polymerase II. Gene Ontology annotation, molecular function: protein dimerization activity; RNA polymerase II cis-regulatory region sequence-specific DNA binding; DNA-binding transcription factor activity, RNA polymerase II-specific. Lineage: Eukaryota; Metazoa; Chordata; Lepidosauria; Squamata; Natricidae. The record is from RefSeq and is a predicted model, not a curated record. The transcript is spliced from 6 exons. The coding region runs from base 305 to 982 and encodes 225 amino acids.
AUUCAAAACAAGGCAGCGAGGACGCCCCGAACCUAAAAAUCGAGGAGAGGUGGGGAGUGGGGGUGGCUGAGCGGUUCGAAAGACGAAAGCAAAAAAAAAAAAAAAAAAAGUCCGCUUGGCUUCAUCCUCCUUGGUUGGCGCUGCCCGAAGGAGAUCCACGAAGGAAGAACUGCUACUGUGGACGAGAAGGGGUGGAACCAGAACCCUGGAGCGUUCGAAGGGGCGGGGUUGGUUGCUGAAGGCGGUGGGGGCGGUUGCGUGACCAGGGCUGCAGAGUCCUUACUUGCGCGGGUCCGCUGUUGUCAUGGAGCUCACGAGUAGCAACAUUCAGGUGUUGCUUCAAGCGGCCGACUAUUUGGAGCGCAGAGAGAGAGAAGCCGAACACGGCUAUGCUUCUCUCUCGCCUUUCUGCGGACCAGAUGCGUUACAAUCGCAGAGGAAGCCGAAAACGCGAAAGGCCCUGAGAAACCUCCGGUCUGUACAAAAUGAGCUGGAGAAACACAGCAGAAGGGCCCAGCUACGGCAGUGUUUAGAACAGUUGAAGCAGCAGAUCCCCACAAAUACAGAGCAUUCUCGUUACACAAUACUUAGUCUCCUGCAUCGUGCCAGAUUGCAUAUUAAAAAGCUAGAAUACCAGGAACAGAAAGCUCAACAAGUGAAAGAGAGGCUACAUUGUGAGCAGCAGAAUUUGCACCAGCGCUUAGAAGAAUUGCAAGCCCAUCUGAAUAUGGAACGGGCAGCAGAUAGCCUGGAUUCUUCUCGGUUCUCCUCUGAGCAUUCUGACUCAGAAAAUGAAGUGGACGUAGAAGGCCUGGCAUCUGCUAGCAUUGGAGAUGUCGUGACUGCUUUCAGUACUCAGCAGGAGCACAGCUAUUCCAAUAUCAGCAACUUCUGGUUAUGGACAGAAGUUCAUUUAGGAGGACAGCAUUCAUCUAGACAGGCUUCAAGCUUUUCAGAAAUUACUUCGUGGCAGGGUAACUGAUACAUAGUUAUAAGACUGUUUUCUGUAAGUAAAGAAGAACCCUUCCUUUCUUAACAAAAAAGACUAUGCACCACCUCAUCAAAUCAAGUCUUGCAUCUCCACCUUCUUCACAAAACCAACUAGGACAAUUGUUAGAAGCUGACUAUACAUAACAUAUGCAUCUUACAUGUCAUCCUAGUUAAGGUUUGUGGAACAGGCAAGUCCAUUCUGCAGAGACUUGGGCUGGUGAGGAACCCUAGGUAUUUUAAACAAAAUAUAAACUUAGCUCUUAUCUACAGGGAGGAUUUUAAAAAUCCAUAUCAUAACAGGUAAAUGUUGUGCUCAGGUUUUUUUAAAUAUGAAAUAUGCUGUUGUUGAAUGGACUAAUAGUAAAGAUUUGCUUCAAGAGACCUUUUGCCAUUGCAAAAUCUAGGUUUUUCUGACCUUUUUUGACUGAAAGUGAACCACCUUAAGAUGUACUCAGUGGGAUUUUGAUAACUAUUUUUAAUUGUAACCUAACCUAACCUCCUAAAAGGAUGCAGUGGCUCAGUGGCUUAGACGCUGAGCUUGUAUAUCAGAAGGUCAGCA